UCUUUGUCAUUCCGAAUAAAAAUAAUACUCGAUAUGUUUCAUAACAAAAAGUACAAGAACAUUUUAUCAGAUAUUUAUUCCGUGUCAAUCAGUGUACACUUUCCCACUCUGAGAAAUAAUGUCAAAUUUCAUGAGACAUCUGUAAGCAAUAUAGCACUAUUUGCAUUCACAAAAACAAAUUUUUUCCAAAAAUGUAGUGCACCGCAACGCCCGAAAAUUUGUUACACUCCUGCUUCAAGAAUCCAUUUCGGCAAGUUCACUUCAUCACUUAAAUAAAGUCAGGAGGCGGAAAUGGAGCGUGAGGAGGAAACUAGAACUUCCACCCCGUCCAAAAUGCGAAGGAAAUUGAGUGGACACUGGGGAGGAAACGACAGCAUAGAGAAAGUGUAUGGACGAUCGUUAAGAAAGAGAAAAGACAAAAUCCUCGAGUACAUACUUGACGGGUAUAAACCAGGAAGUGAUAAAGUAUUCAACGAUAGGGGCCAACAGACGGAAAUCAGUCUCAUGGAAGAUACGACCACGAUAUAUAGGAAGGAUAGCCCGCCUACGUCUCCUGAUGAUAACAGCGAGAAACCCAUUAGCAAAGGACCGUCGAAAAAUUCAAAAAAAGUUUUAAGCGAAAUACAUCUUAAUUAUGAAAAAAAAAGGUUGAAUUGUAACGUUUUUUAUUUACUUAAAAAACGUCGUUUGCAAAUCCCGCUUAAAAGUAUAAAACGGCAGUCAGUGCGCAUCGUGAUCGCCCCGCCUUUUAUGGAACUGUAUUUAGGGCAAGAUCAGAUUUUUCCGUUCGAUUUAAAAAACGUACUCGCCCAAAAGCAAAAAUGCCCUUUUGAAGAAAUAAGGACGGAAGGGAUUCAAAGAAUGCCUGAUGUGAUCACUUUACGACCGGAACACGAAUCGAGAUAUGCCGAAUUCCGUCACGAUCUUCCACGGACAGGUGUCACGGUCCUCGAAACGGCAGAUGACGAAGACAUUGUAUUCCACGACAGAUACGAUUACUUACCAAUCGGAAUUCAAAAUAAGCGAACUAAGACGGCGUUUAAUUUUAAGAAACUGACUUAUGUCGAGCCUACGUACAUGAAGUGCCUCCAAAAGAAUUUAACAAAUAUAAAUCACCCAGAACGUUUUAUAAACGAGUCGGACAUUUUGGAAAAUACGAAAUAUUUCACUUAUAACAAACCUUCACUAGGCAAACACAUAAAAUCUUUUAUUUCUGGGCUGCAGCCCUCAGAAAUUACGAGAAUUAAAUCUGGAACUUCAUUGGUGGAUGAUGUACAACCCAGGGAAACUUUUAACGUACCUUCCAGCGAAAAUAUUGAGACCAUGCUUUCGUCUAGCAAACCUAGCGUUAUUAGCUGCAUAAGAACUUAUGAUUCUUGUGCUUCUCCGAGUACUGCCAGUCGUAAUGUUUCACAUGAUAAACUUUUGGAAUCGGAUGUUAUUGGAGUUCCUUUACAGUCAAACAUUUUAACUGGGACCGAACCGGGGGCGAAGAGAAGCCGAAGGUUACAAGCAGAAGGUGCUAGUAGUACCGAUAAUCAGGAAUCUCAUAAAAAACACAAAUAUUUGAAAAGCAGCUUGAAAAGGAGGCUAACCGAAGGUUUUGUAGAUUAUACGUCCGAAGUUUCAAUAACAAAAGGUCUUUUACAAAGUAAAAAACGAUUGAUGGACAACUUAUGGCCUAAGAAAGCUGAAAUUAACAGCAGUAUAAAAACUGUUGAUCUCAGCAAAACCCGCGCAACUCGUGAAUCACGUGAAACUAUAAAAGAUCGUAUAUUGCUUAAUAAGCCCGGCUGCGAGUCUGCUACUACCCUGAUUUCUUUUGCCAGCGAUAUUGAUAAGAGCAAAUGGCACGACGCGAAUGACAGAAAAUUAUCAAAAGAACAAAAAUUAUCACGCAGUAAGUCAAUUUUGAAACGAGGGAAGAAAUCAUCUUUACGUCUUGAAGAGUUUGAUCGGAUUCAUAAGGAACGCUUUUAUCCCGAGGAGAGUAACCCAAAAAAUGUCAAAAAUAAAGAAAAAGAACAUAUAUUCGCGAAUCUGAGUCUUGAAGAUAAAUUUAAGCAGGGUGUGAAGAGUAACGAACCACCGACACAAUCGAACGUGAGCUCUGCCGACGCGACUAGACAACAGUCAGCAACGCACGAAGGUAAGAAUAUGUUGGAAUUGAUGUUCGGAGGGUCACUAUUUCGGCACGGAAAAGACGAGAGUCCUGACAAGCGAAUGUCAGAAGCUUCUACCAGUAAACCAAAAUCUUGGGAUAAAGGCAAUGAAGCUCUAUCCUCAAAAACCGACGAUAAAAAUUCAUCAUUAAAACAAGAAGAGUCUUCUUAUAGAGAAAACAGCGGAAAAUCCGUCGUUUUUGAUAUUACAAGUAAACCUAACCCGAAAAAAUCCGAAUUCAAAAAGACUAAAAGUUCUAUGAAAUCUGUGCUCUCAAGCCAAUACGAUGGGCUCUUGAGCAGUGACAAUUAUACCACCGAUGGACAAUCUGGAUCGCAAAGUUGUAGCAACAAUGGUCCCGAGUACAAAGUGCUUUUUCCAUUGUUCCAAGCAGUUUCAUCAACGAUUUCUAGUCAUGAAAAUAACGCUAUAUCUUCUGGAGCACAACGGGAUUAUGGCCCUGAUGUUGUAGAUAAAAAUGUACCUGUUCAGAAAUCAGAUCAGAUGUCGUCUAACUUGGAUGAAAAUAGUGAAAACAAGACAUUUACAUUACCGCGCGAGUCUAUUUCACCAAAACGAAAUCGUACAUUAAAUGAAUUACGGAGGCAAAACGAAUAGAUAAUCAUAUCAAAUCAACCAAUAUCAAAUUGGUUGGCAAGAUGAUAUUUCCGACUAUGGGUAAUGGCACUGCAUUGACCUCCGACGUGCAGUCAGUUGUACCGAGAUUAAUUCAACCCUACCUUUUGUUAAUAAAUCUAAUUUGUUAAUCAA
Messenger RNA from Cimex lectularius (bed bug), 2934 nucleotides. RefSeq lists its product as uncharacterized. The transcript has 2 exons. The record is from RefSeq and is a predicted model, not a curated record. Lineage: Eukaryota; Metazoa; Arthropoda; Insecta; Hemiptera; Cimicidae. The coding region runs from base 292 to 2781 and encodes 829 amino acids.